Messenger RNA from Phymastichus coffea, 3208 nucleotides. RefSeq names its product lipase maturation factor 2-like. Gene Ontology annotation, biological process: protein maturation. Gene Ontology annotation, cellular component: endoplasmic reticulum membrane. The coding region runs from base 538 to 2457 and encodes 639 amino acids. The record is from RefSeq and is a predicted model, not a curated record. Lineage: Eukaryota; Metazoa; Arthropoda; Insecta; Hymenoptera; Eulophidae. The transcript is spliced from 10 exons.
GAAGUCUGGAGAAAUUGGCAGUCUGCAAAUUUCUCAGUCAGGAACCGUCGGAAAAUGUCACAAUUAUAACAACUUGCAGGUCAUUACGUCAGGACAGGAUGUUUUGCAAAAAUAGUUAAAAAUCUACAAAUUUUGUAAGCCAUUUAUGCCUUUCGCGUCAAUUACAAAAAGGUGAUAUUGGAAUAAAGCAGAUAAGCAGUGUGAGAAGAACGGAAAAUUACUGAAGGUGCGGGAACCGGCCGGCGGGCGGCGACGUAGUAUCGUUUAUCUUAAUAUCCACGCAAGUCGCAACGCAGCAACGAACACAGGAACGCUGGGCGCUGCUGAGAGGGGGCAGUUUGGAGGCGACGGCAAUACUCGAAGCGCGACGUGUGUUACACAAGGGCAAAGCACCUUAGUAGCAGCAGCAGCCGUAGCCUCGUAGCUGAGUACAGCAAGCAAUAAACAAGCAGAGCCGCUUGCUAUCACAGGUACACGUAGCACUGUUCCGUUCGGGUCCAACGCUUUGCACACAUUUAUUGACUGGACAUAGCCAGGAUGAGUUCAGUGCGUUACACGCGCAACCUCUUCCUCAGGGGCAUCUGUGUAAUCUACCUAUUUGCUUUCCUCAGCUUCUACUACCAGAUUCCCGGACUAUACGGUGAUAAUGGAGUACUACCAGCUAAAACACAGCUAGAUUUAAAUUCAAGAACACCUUUAUUACAGAAAAUGAGACAAAAACCUACAUUGCUUUGGCUAGCUCCAUAUAUAGGCCUGAAUGUUGAGUAUAUGCUAGAUGUUUUAUCAUUAUUUGGAAUAAUAUUUUCUUUUUUUGGUUUUGUAUCUCAAAAGUUUUGCUCAGCUCCAGUAUUUGCUGGUUUAUGGUCAUUCUACUAUUCCAUUUAUCAAGUGGGUCAAACUUUCAUGUGGUUCCAAUGGGAUCUUUUACUGCUGGAAGCAGGGUUCUUAUGCAUUAUAGUAGCACCGUUUCAAUACUCUAAUCAAUCAAGAAAAAGUACUCCAAGUGAUACAGUUACUUUUUGGGCUGUGCGUUGGCUUCUUUUUCGUUUGAUGUAUUCUAGUGGAGUGUUAAAAUUCACGUCUGGCUGCCCACUUUGGUGGAACUUAAAUGCUUUAAGCGUCCACUUUGAGUCUCAAUGUAUUCCUACACCUUUGGCGUGGUACGCCCAUCAUUUACCAAAGUGGUUCCUCCGUUUUACCACAGUUGGAGCUCUUGUCAUAGAAAUCGUUGUGCCAUUUCUUUUCUUUUUCCCUAUAAGAAAAGUGCGAAUUGUUUCUUUUUAUUUACAACUGUUAAUACAACUCAAUAUAAUAGCUACUGGAAACUACAACUUUUUCAACUUGUUAACCAUUAUUUUAUGCAUAUCAUUGUUAGAUGAUCAAUUUUUCCAUAAAAAAAGACCUAAAAAUGAUGGCUCUAAAGUUCUUGAUUAUUUGAAAACCUUGAUUUGCAUUCUAGUAUAUGGUGGCAUGAUUUAUGGUACACAUAUAUAUUUCAAUGUGAAAUUGACCAAUGACUGGACAAUAUCUUCAAAAAUUGGAUUUACUAAAGAGCAGUUUGAAUAUGUUCUUUCUCGAUCUGUAACUUAUUCCAUAUGGAUAGGCGCUGCUUCGAUAUCUUUCAUUUCCGUUAAUGCUUUAACCAAUUCAGCUAUGAAUUCCAAAGGAGCACAAAAAAAAUUCGUAACUACUCUUGUUACGCUUAUAUAUACAGUCAUUGUAGUAUUUAUAUUCACUUUAAGUGUUGUUCCAUACUCUACAUCUGUGUACCCAAAAAUUAAUUCAACACUUCCAAAACAAUUAAAAAAAAUUCAUGCAAACCUGGAUCAUUUUCAUUUAGUAAACAGUUAUGGACUAUUCCGAAAAAUGACAGGAAUAAGUGGAAGACCAGAAGUGGUAAUUGAAGGUAGCAAUGAUAUUGAAGGACCAUGGAAAGAAUAUCAUUUCUUGUACAAGCCUGGAGAUGUAAAUGCUACUUUACCGUUUGUUGCGCCACAUCAACCACGCCUUGAUUGGCAAAUGUGGUUUGCUGCUUUAGGAACUUAUCAUCAAAAUCCUUGGCUUAUGUCUUUGACAUACAGACUUUUACAUGGGCAACCGGAAGUUUUAGCUUUACUAAAUAAUGCUAAAAAUCCGUUCCAAGCCAGACCGCCGAAGUUUAUCAGAGCUAGUCUUUAUACCUACCAUUAUACACCAAGUGAUCAGAGUUCUUCACAGUCAUGGUGGAAGAGAGAAGUAAUGAGCGAAUAUUUGCCAAUCUAUAGUCGUGAUCACCCACCUCUAAUUGAAUACAUAUCAAAAAUGAAGAUACUUCAAGAUAAACCAAAUCCAAAAGUCACCAAUACUACUUUUAAAGCUUUAUUAGAUUUCCUAAGAUCUCUUGUAGCCAAAGUCGAUGCAACUCUUGUGUUGUGGAGCGUUUUUACAGCAGGUCUUGCAGUAAUCAUGACUGGCUAAAUAGAACGUUUAAACAUUGUUUGCUAAAAGCAAAGAAGCGCAAAUUUUAUUUUAAAAUAAAUGCGUAAUUUUUCUUUUUUUUCUUGUACGAACUAUCGGUACUUUUAUUUGUACCAAAAUGUACCGUUUAUUUUUUCUAUGUAAAUUAUUCUAUUCUUGUAAUAAUUAAUUUUGCCUCUUAUAUUUACAUUUUUCGAAAACACUGCCAAUAUCGUAAACAUCGUGUUUGGUCUUGCCGACCAAUUAAAAACAGCAGAAUGCAUAUGAGAAUUAGUUAAACUGUGUGAUUGAUUAUUUGUUAGCAUAGUACGUACUUUCGUCAUAAUUUAUACUUCCCUUACUUGAUAGUGCUCUCUUUACAUUGUAAUAUUUUUAUAAAUUUUUUACAUCAUUAUGUCAGAAUUUUCAGUUGUACGUUUAUUAAAUGAUUUUGUCUUUAUGAAAAACUUAGUGUAACUAUCGAUAAACACGACUAAAAAUCAAGCUAUAUCUUUUGUUUGAAUAUUUUUCAUUUUGUAAGCUGUAAAAAUUAAAAAACUUGAUUCGUAGAAUCGUAUGGAUGUACAGUAACUUUUUUCAAUUUUAUUUGUCAAAAAUCAAGUCAGAUUAAAGUAUCUGUAGACCAAGAUUAAUAUACUUUUUGAUUAAAUUUAAUUAAAAAUUAUUAAAUGUUAUCGAGAUAAUUUUUGUAAAAUAAAAAUUAAGAUAAACUUGUAUCUUUCUGUAAGUUUAUAAAGCAAUAUGCUCACAA